This is a messenger RNA of Fundulus heteroclitus (mummichog), 1373 nucleotides long. RefSeq names its product V-set and transmembrane domain containing 2B (gene vstm2b). The transcript has 5 exons. The annotation marks the transcript as partial. NCBI's taxonomy places the organism in Eukaryota, Metazoa, Chordata, Actinopteri, Cyprinodontiformes, Fundulidae. The record is from RefSeq and is a predicted model, not a curated record.
GAGGGGGAGGAGUCCAGCUCUGUGACAGCAGCAGUCAGGAGAGACUCGGAGAUUAUCACCAGGGAGAAGUUGUCCUAGCUGCCUGCUGCAGUCUCACUGUUGUAUGCCUCUCUGACAUUCUCUUUGCAGCUGGGAAUGUGAUGGGUGUUGCCGCUGAUCCCCUGAGAAGCUUCCUUCAGCCAGACUGAUGAUGGGGUGCUGCCACUCUCUACUGACCGCAGUGAACUUCAUUGUCUCCUUACAGAGGAGGCUCAACGGGGAAUAAAACAGCCACUGGUUGAUCAGGAGAUUAAUACGGCCGCCUUACACUGCUGUUCUCUUACUCUCUGUUCCUGGCUGAAAUGUGAGCAGGAUAAUUCUCUAACUCCAGGUCUCGGAGCAGCUACAUGUUGCUGUUCGGCUUUAAUCUUGUUGCUUUUCAUUUGGAGUUAUUUGGACUGACUAGUGCCAUCGCUUACAGAUUCAAACCAUAACCUUUUCAUGUCUGCUGUGAGUGUGACAGCCAGCCUGUGACAUGGGAGGAGCAGGACUCUACAGGCUCUUCUAUUACUUCAUUCUCAACUCCCCUUUCAUGAUAUGUGCAUAUGCUGUGUUCAUCGAAGUCCCUAAAGAUGUGAGUGUCGGGGAAGGAGAGGACGUGGAGAUGCCCUGCGCGUUCAAAGCUCUCAGCUCUGCACCCAUGUCUUUGGAAAUUCAGUGGUGGUACAUCAAACUAAACAGCCCCAAAGAACCACCUCAAGAGCUGCAGAUAGGUCCUCCAGCGAACAGGGCCAAGGACUGUUUAAGAGAAGCUACAAAAAUAAGUACUGUGCGUGUUCAAGGGAAUGCCAUCUCCCACCACCUCAGUCUUUCCAAAGUAAACAAAGAAGAUGAGGGGGUGUACGAGUGUCGUGUGUCUGAUCUUUGGGCCGAAGAGACUCAGGAAUUUACAGUUCAUGCAACAUUGAGCAUCACAGCAGGUGGUGGCAUGGUGGCUGAGGAGGCUGUGUCACACAUUCAGAACCGUUGGUCACUAAGGAAUACCAACGUAGCUUUGGGAUGGGGCUCAGCAGGCCGUGCCACCUCCAAGCCAAGCCAGCGACUGACAGGAUCUGGGACAGGGCAGCAGAAACACUGGGUACCUCAGCCCGACCGCCUACCUUCCAUGUCAUCCACCACUACUAUCUCAGUGGCAAAGUCAUCAGCCUCACAACUGCAAGGGAGCACAGCACUCCUCUCUCACACGGCUGUCACACCAAUGCAGGUGAGAGGGCAGCUGAUGAGGCUUAAACAGAGGAAAGCCUCAGGACCAGACGGCAUCCCCCCCAGGCUGCUGAGGACCUGUGCAGAUGACCUCUGUGAGUUCCUCAGCUUCAUCUACAACCUGAGCCUCA